Molecule: messenger RNA, 2349 nt
Organism: Acomys russatus (golden spiny mouse)
Lineage: Eukaryota; Metazoa; Chordata; Mammalia; Rodentia; Muridae
Gene: Arnt
Product: aryl hydrocarbon receptor nuclear translocator
Biological process (GO): regulation of transcription by RNA polymerase II
Cellular component (GO): aryl hydrocarbon receptor complex; cytoplasm; transcription regulator complex
Molecular function (GO): DNA-binding transcription factor activity, RNA polymerase II-specific; RNA polymerase II cis-regulatory region sequence-specific DNA binding; protein dimerization activity
Source: RefSeq, a predicted model, not a curated record
AUGUUGUCUUUCUGUGUGUCUGAUAACGUGAAAGUGUGGCGGGUCCUAGUUCUAUGCGACGAUGAACAGCUGUGCAGCGACAAAGAGCGCUUUGCCAGGUCGGAUGAUGAGCAGAGCUCUGCGGAUAAAGAGAGACUUGCCAGGGAAAAUCAUAGUGAAAUAGAGCGGCGGCGGCGGAACAAGAUGACAGCUUACAUCACAGAGCUGUCAGACAUGGUGCCCACCUGCAGUGCUCUGGCUCGCAAACCAGACAAGCUAACCAUCUUACGCAUGGCCGUGUCUCACAUGAAGUCCUUGAGGGGAACUGGCAACACGUCCACUGACGGCUCCUACAAGCCAUCUUUCCUCACUGACCAGGAGCUGAAACAUUUGAUCCUGGAGGCAGCAGACGGCUUUCUGUUUAUUGUCUCGUGUGAGACUGGCCGGGUGGUCUAUGUCUCUGACUCAGUGACUCCUGUACUGAACCAGCCGCAGUCUGAAUGGUUUGGGAGCACGCUGUACGACCAGGUGCACCCAGACGAUGUGGAUAAACUCCGAGAGCAGCUCUCCACUUCAGAAAAUGCCCUGACAGGGCGGAUCCUCGAUCUGAAGACUGGAACAGUGAAAAAGGAGGGUCAGCAGUCUUCCAUGAGGAUGUGCAUGGGCUCAAGGAGAUCCUUCAUUUGCCGAAUGAGGUGUGGCAGUAGCUCCGUGGACCCCGUCUCCAUGAAUAGACUGAGCUUUUUGAGGAACAGAUGCAGGGUAAAGAACGGACUCGGCUCUGUGAAGGAAGGAGAGCCUCACUUUGUGGUCGUGCACUGCACAGGCUACAUCAAGGCCUGGCCCCCAGCAGGUGUCUCCCUCCCAGAUGAUGACCCGGAGGCUGGCCAGGGGAGCAAAUUCUGCCUAGUGGCUAUUGGCCGGCUGCAGGUGACCAGCUCUCCCAACUGUACAGACAUGAGUAACAUUUGUCAACCAACAGAGUUCAUCUCCCGACACAACAUAGAGGGUAUUCACCUUGUCGAUCAUCGCUGCGUGGCAACUGUCGGCUACCAGCCACAGGAGCUCUUAGGAAAGAAUAUUGUAGAAUUUUGUCAUCCUGAAGACCAGCAACUUCUAAGGGACAGCUUUCAACAGGUGGUGAAACUAAAAGGCCAAGUGCUGUCUGUCAUGUUUCCGGUUGCUCUAAGGCCCCGAGAAUGGCUCUGGAUGAGAACCAGCUCCUUCACCUUCCAAAACCCGUACUCAGAUGAAAUUGAGUACAUCAUCUGCACCAACACCAGUGUGAGGAACUCUAGCCAGGAACCACGGCCUGCACUGUCUAACACAAUCCAGAGGUCACAGCUGGGUCCAUCUGCCAAUUUAUCCUUAGAGAUGGGCACAGGGCAGCUGCAGCAGCAGCAGCAGCAGCAGCAAACAGAACUGGAUAUGGGGCCAGGACGAGAUGGGCUGGCCAGCUACAGUCAUUCCCAGGUUUCUGUUCAGUCUGUGGCAACUGCAGGACCAGAACACAGCAAGCCCCUUGAGAAGUCAGAGGGACUCUUUGCCCAGGACAGAGAUCCAAGGUUUUCCGAAAUCUAUCCCAGCAUCAGCACAGAUGAGAGUAAAGGCAUCUCCUCCCGCACUGUCCCUGCCACCCACCAGCUGUUCUCCCAGGGCAGCUCAUUCCCUCCCACCCCCCGGCCGGCAGAAAACUUCAGGAAUAGUGGUCACCCUCCUGUAACCAUUGUCCAGCCAUCAUCUUCUGCAGGGCAGAUGUUGGCCCAGAUUUCUCGUCACUCCAACUCUAGCCAGGGAGCAAGCCCCCUUGGACCGCGAAGCACCCGUCCAGGCUUCUCCGCCCAGCAAGUGUCCACCCAGGCUGCAGCCAAAACGCGUUCGUCCCAAUUUGGUGUGAGCAGCUUUCAGACUUCGUCCUCCUUCAGUGCCAUGUCUGUGCCGGGUGCUCCCACCGCGUCACCAGGCACUGCUCCUACCUACCCCGGUCUCACCAGCCGUGGGGCCAGCUUCCCUCCUGAGGCUGGACAGACUGCAGGACAGUUCCAGGCCCGGACCUCAGAGGGUGUGGGUGUCUGGCCGCAGUGGCAGGGCCAGCAGCCUCAUCAUCGGUCCAGUUCCAGCGAGCAGCACGUCCAGCAAACCUCAGCACAGCCCGCCCAGCCUGAGGUCUUCCAGGAAAUGCUGUCCAUGUUGGGCGACCAGAGCACCAGCUACAACAACGAAGAAUUUCCUGACCUAACCAUGUUCCCCCCCUUUUCAGAAUAGAACUGUUGGGGUGAGGAUAAGGGCGGGGGGAAAUCACUGUUUGUUUUUAAAAGCAAAUCUUCUGUAAACAGAAUAAAGGUUCCUCUCCCUUCCCUUCCCUCACCC